Talaromyces stipitatus ATCC 10500 is the source of this 1287-nucleotide messenger RNA. RefSeq lists its product as uncharacterized. Lineage: Eukaryota; Fungi; Ascomycota; Eurotiomycetes; Eurotiales; Trichocomaceae. The record is from RefSeq and is a predicted model, not a curated record. The coding region runs from base 1 to 1269 and encodes 422 amino acids. The transcript is spliced from 2 exons.
AUGAUUAGCAUUGCCUUCGAGGACGAGGCUUACAAUGCGCCAAAGGAUUUCUCCCCAAGACAUCUAUUCGCGCUGAGAGCGAAGAAAGGGCCUUGUCAAAUUGUGCCUUGGAAGCAAAAAAUGCUCGACAUUCCUGUCUUCCGCAGGGCUAUCAAGACCAAAGACGGUGUAGAAACCUCUAAAGAUGCGCCUCUCCCAUACAACCAGUAUCAUGGUUGGCUCGUUCUUCUCGGAGUUGCCCUAGGCUUUAUCUACACCUUGACGACGUAUUGUCUGCGAAGAGCAUUAGGCAAUGCUAUCAAUGGUAAGACUCGCAAUGAUGAUCCUAACUCGAACGCGGCGGUGCGAAAUCUAGUCCUUGAUCAUGGCACCGGAUCUGAGAUCUUCGAACGCAACUAUAUCUCACGGACGAUUCGUUACUUUACCCAAGAUCAGUUCUGGGGAAGAAGCUCUGAUCAUGAGUCUGCAAGGACUGCGAGCCAGAUCGGCCUGCUCCGAGAUCCUGAUCGACCGAGGAAACUCAGCGCCGAACAAGGACAGCAGGUACGACAAGACCCUGAGGUCCGAGAAUUAGCCGCUGUCCGGGGUCGGUUACGCGCUCAGAUCGAGGAAGUAUUCGGUGUGAUCGAAAUGGCGAAGGGAGAACCAAUCUAUAAUGACUACCAAGCCGUGAAGGCGUCCCUUGCCGCUACUAUCCGAAAGAAAGAGCGGGCGUUGCUGAAGCGGAUUCAGGAGGAGUACGACUUGAAUGCCCCCGUGUUGGCUAUCCAGCAGCAAUUGAAUGGGGAACAAUCUGACGAUGACGACGAUGACGAUAAAGGAGGUAUUCCCACUGAAACGGUCCCCAUUCGGAUCGCUGAAAGACGCUACAUCGCAGAAUGUGCGGUGCGGGACCCAUCUGUACUCCGUGAUCAGAAAGGUUAUGCCUUCCAUGUUGAGUUCUCCACCAAUCUGAUUGCAUUAUGUAAACGGAGAGAUCGCCGCCAGGUGACAACCAGGUGCUCUCCAGAGCUGGCUUCCGUCAAGACUACUUUGGAUUCGCCACGGCUGCCCGAGAGAGAACCCAUCGUCAAGCGUGACAAUCCACUGAAGUGCCAAGACUGGCAGUGUCUUUUUUGUCUAGCCAGUUACGACCUUCCUUUGGAGGAGCGAAAACGCAAGUACAAAAGGAAAUAUACGCUUCAGAAACACGUCGAUCGAUGUCGUCUCGAAUAUUACGGUCCUGACGAUCCCAUCCCUUGCCCUGAUGGUCAUGCGUGCGUGGACUGAUUCUGAACGGAAAGAACG